AUGACCAAAAGAGAAUUUCAUCGGCAGCGUCUGAAUUGUGGCAUCAUCUUUUAUCUUAGUCUCAAUGCACUGCAAAUUGUUGGGGCGUUGAUCGUCAUAGGCAUCUUUGCCUCUGACAUCUCUGAUGGCUCAAGGCAUUUAGGGAGAUCGAUCUUCUCCAUUGUCGCAGGUGUGCUUUCAGUGGUUAUCGCCUUUGCUCUUAUUGUGGAAACAUUUCACACCGUGCCCAGCAGAGUGUGGCUGGUGUUGGUGUUCUUGUUCCACUGGUGCCUCAUCAGCCUCUGGUCUGUUGCUGUUGGACUUUUAGGUGCGCUUUACUUUCACGGAGGACCUUCAAAGCUGAGGGCUGGCGCCGCCUUCAACUUGUUGAAUCUGAUCGUAUGGGUUGUUGCUUCUAUCCUUGGGUGCCAGGGAUGUUUCCGACGGAAAGGAAAACUGCCCAAGACCAACGACGACGAUGGCGUGGAUCUACAAUCCAAGCCUGGGGGAACAUAA
Messenger RNA from Rhinocladiella mackenziei CBS 650.93, 495 nucleotides. RefSeq lists its product as uncharacterized. Lineage: Eukaryota; Fungi; Ascomycota; Eurotiomycetes; Chaetothyriales; Herpotrichiellaceae. The record is from RefSeq and is a predicted model, not a curated record. Bases 1 to 495 code for a protein of 164 amino acids. The transcript has 2 exons.